Messenger RNA from Lacerta agilis (Sand lizard), 860 nucleotides. RefSeq names its product disintegrin and metalloproteinase domain-containing protein 20-like. Gene Ontology annotation, biological process: male gonad development. The transcript has a single exon. NCBI's taxonomy places the organism in Eukaryota, Metazoa, Chordata, Lepidosauria, Squamata, Lacertidae. The record is from RefSeq and is a predicted model, not a curated record. Gene Ontology annotation, cellular component: plasma membrane; external side of plasma membrane; sperm head plasma membrane.
CAAGCACAGAUGAGUUUAGCAAUUGUAGUUAUAAGGAUUACUUCUCAGUAAGGUACUUUCAAUGUUUGUUAGUUCCACCAGUCCCUGAUCUAAUGUAUAAAUUUGCAUACUGUGGAAACAAAGUAGUGGAAGAUAAAGAGGAAUGUGAUUUUGGCUCACCAGAGCAAUGCAAGUUGGAUCCAUGUUGCCAGUCUAAUUGCAUGUUGAGUCCAGGUGCCACUUGUGCUUUUGGACAGUGCUGUGUUAAUUGUCAAUUUCUUCCAGCAUGGUCUGUUUGCAGAUAGAAGGUUCAUGCCUGUGACCUUCCUGAGUACUUCAAUGGGACUUCAGAGAUGUGUCCUGAAGAUGUUUAUUUACAAGAUCAUGCCCCAUGCAGUGAUGGUGCAUAUUGCUAUAAUGGGAAUUGCACAACUCACAAUGGACAAUGCAAAAUGAUAUUUUGCAACAAAGCAACAGGUGCAUCAAAGGAUUGCUUCAGUAAAAUAAAUGCUUGAGGGGAUUGCUUUGGCAACUGUGGGCUUAGACAUGACACUUAUAAGAAAUAUGAUACUCAGCAUAUCUUGUGUGGCCUAAUCCAUUGUGAAAAUGUUGAUCAAUUACUUUCUUUGGCGGAACACAGCACCAUACUUCAUAUGGCCCUUGGCAAUAGACAAUGGUGGAGUACAGACUACCACCCUGGAAUAGAGAUACCUGAUAUUGGAGCAGCGAGACAUGGGACUCCUUGUGGUACUGACCUGAUAUGCAUUGAUGGGAACUGCAUGAGAGUGUCCUUUUUGCAGUAUGAUUGUAAUAUCACAAAGUGCCAUGAUCGAGGAAUAUGCAAUACUCAGAAACAUUGUCAUUGUGAUUAUGCAUUGUGA